Molecule: messenger RNA, 1421 nt
Organism: Amblyraja radiata (thorny skate)
Lineage: Eukaryota; Metazoa; Chordata; Chondrichthyes; Rajiformes; Rajidae
Product: gap junction beta-3 protein-like
Exons: 3
Coding region: 234-1031 (265 amino acids)
Biological process (GO): cell-cell signaling
Cellular component (GO): connexin complex
Molecular function (GO): gap junction channel activity
Source: RefSeq, a predicted model, not a curated record
CCCAGAACACAGUGAAAAGAAAACGAGGAGAAACACGAGUGUCAGAUUGCCUCAGACAAACCUUAGUUGAACAUUUUUUGUGGAGAGUCAACUACAGAUUCCAUUUGAGUGGAACUUCCAUUCUACUUGCUUCUCCUGACGGGGAUUUGUUUACUGGCAAUCCCGGUACAUAAAAGGAUCCUUAGACUAAAGGCACAAUUAUCUCUGAUUGAGGGUUAAUACCUCCAGAGAUCAUGGACUGGAAGACAUUGCAAGGUGUCCUCAGUGGGGUAAAUAAAUAUUCCACAGGAUUCGGUCGGAUCUGGCUAUCUGUUGUCUUCAUCUUCCGAGUGUUGGUUUACGUAGUGGCGGCAGAGAAAGUGUGGGGUGAUGAUCAGAAAGAUUUUGACUGCAACACCAGGCAACCUGGCUGCACCAACGUCUGCUUCGACCAUUUCUUCCCCAUCUCCCACAUCAGGCUCUGGGCCUUGCAAUUGAUCUUCAUCUCCACACCUUCCCUGCUGGUUGUGAUGCACGUGGCCUACAGAAAAGACAAGGAAAGAAAGUAUCACGUGAAGCACCCCGACUCCAGCACUAGGCUAUAUCAGGAUGCCGGUAAAAAGCACGGAGGGCUCUGGUGGACCUACAUGAGCAGUUUAUUUUUUAAAACUGUGAUUGAAAUUGCAUUCUUGUAUAUUCUCCACGCAAUUUAUGAGAGUUUUGAUAUGCCUCGCCUUGUCAAAUGUGAGAUUCAACCUUGUCCCAAUGUUGUCGAUUGCUACAUUGCCAGGCCCACCGAGAAAAGGAUCUUCACUUAUUUUAUGGUUGGGGCAUCAGCCCUUUGCAUUGUAAUAAGUGUGGUUGAAAUGAUUUACUUGAUCUCGAAAAGGUUUAUCAGGUUUUGUAUGUUGCACUGUGGGAAAAGUAAAUCAGUAAUGACCAAAGGUAAGUCUGGCUAUCUUGGCCACAAUCUCAAUCAUGUGAAUUACAUGCAUAAUGGCAAAUCACUGGACGUUAUUCGUGCUUCAGCCCCAAAUCUUUCUACAAUGUAAUAAGUCUUCACCCAUCCUGGGAAGUACUUUUGAAGGUGUAAAUGGUAUCGCAACAACAUUGAACAUGGUACAACUGAUCAAUCGCUUUGAAGCUUCCUUAGGCAAGUGAUUAGGAAUUUUUGUAAGACUUGAUUGAAUUCUCUAGCGUAGGUCGUGGAGAGUGGGAAAUUUCUCAACAUUUCUCGGCAUCUGAGCUUCUCGCUGGGUGGUUAAGGAAUAGCUUUUAUGAAACACCAUGGAGGUAUUCAUUGAGUAGGGUCUUCCACCUUCAAAAUCAGGGAGCUUUCACAGCACCUAGAUGUGCCUUGCUUAUCAUUGCGACAAACUAACCUUGUGAACUUCUUAUUUAUAAUCAGUAAUUUAUUUCCUUUCCCAUCCCCAAACCACAAA